This is a messenger RNA of Paramuricea clavata, 369 nucleotides long. Lineage: Eukaryota; Metazoa; Cnidaria; Anthozoa; Malacalcyonacea; Plexauridae. The record is from the annotation of a GenBank genome assembly.
AUGUCUUUUGAAAGCAGUACAACAUUGUUGCAAGAGACGACGUGUUUGGGUUUGGAAAAUCGUCCAGCGCAUCUUUCUACGGAUUCCACAAUGCGAGACGGACAAAAGACGCGCUUUUAUGUCGAAUUGGAAGAGAAAUGCAAACGCCAGGCUGCCAAAGAAGUGAGCGAGCUCAAAGCAGCGGAUGAACGGAAAGAUGAGAGAGAGAGCGGUCAUGAUCUUACAGUCGCGCGUGUUCCAAGGUAUCUAAAAGAAGAGAACAUUUCGAGGAUUGAGAAUUACUUGUCUGAAUAUUACAUGGAAACUGUUUAUCAGAGACUUUGGGAGAAAGCACAGAAUGCCGUGUUUGGAGCAGAAUGCAUGAGCUGA